AUGGCACCUCCUAUCAAGUCACGUAAUCGAAGAUCAUCAUCAUCUUCUUCUUACACAUCAACCUUAACAACAUUAGUUUUCAUUGCACUAGGUGUCUUAGGUGUAUGGAUGCUAACUUCAAACUCGGUUGUUUCGCCUAAGACGCGUUCGGCCGUUGAUACUUCCACCACCAAUGAUUUUUCUUCCGAUGAUCAAACCACCACGGCCAACAACAAUGACAAUGAUAAUUCGGGUGAUUUGGCAGCUGAAAGUAGAAUCAACGCCAAGUAUAAUUUAGAUGAUUCAACAUCUGAAAGCUCAACCAACGCUAACAAUAAUAUUGGUGAUUCAAUAGCAGAAACUACAAACAACGAUUUGAUAUCAGCGUCUGAAAGUAGCACAAAGAACCCAGAUCGAAAGGAUACUACUACUGUGUUUGGAGACAAUCCAGGUAAUCUACCCGAUGAUGCUAUCAAAAAUGAUGAUGCAAACAAUGCUGGUAAUACAAACAACAAUGAACAGCCGAAACAAUCGUUCGCUCAAAAUAAGGAGCCGAGAAAUUCAAACAAUGAUCAGAAAAACGUUGUGUUGGAGAAAGAUGAAGUGAAUGCAAAGGGUGAUCGGCAACAAGAAGCUCAGGAUGAAGCGAAUGAACAACAGUUAAAGGAAGACAAAGGCGAAAGCGAGGUCAAAAUGUCCAAAGUGGACGAACCAAAAGAACAAGAAAACGAGAAGCCGAAACAGGAGAGGAAGAGGAGGAAGUCGAGGAAGGAAUUGAAGAAACAAUGGUCGACACAAGCAGACGAGUCUCGAGGUGAAAAGGAGAGACAAAACGUCGAUGAACCGAGUGGAAGUAGUAGUAAUGUUGUUAUUGAUCAAGAAGGGAAAGAUUUUAAGUGGAGUAUAUGCAAUGUAACAUCUGGAGCUGAUUAUAUUCCAUGUUUGGAUAAUGAAAAGUAUCUAAAGACAUCACAUAGAAAACACUUUGAACAUAGAGAGAGGCAUUGCCCUGAGGAUGCACCAACUUGUCUGGUCUCACUUCCUCAAGGAUACAAAAUACAUGUUCCAUGGCCUGGUAGUAGAGAUAAGAUAUGGUACCACAAUGUACCACAUGUUAAGCUAGCUGAAGUAAAAGGACACCAAAAUUGGGUGAAGUUGAUGGGUGAGUUCUUGACAUUCCCUGGAGGUGGCACUCAGUUCAUUCAUGGUGCUCUCCACUAUAUUGAUUUUCUUCAACAGGCACAACCAGACAUUGCAUGGGGGAAGCAUACAAGGGUGAUAUUGGAUGUUGG
This is a messenger RNA of Vicia faba (fava bean), 1271 nucleotides long. The record is from the annotation of a GenBank genome assembly. NCBI's taxonomy places the organism in Eukaryota, Viridiplantae, Streptophyta, Magnoliopsida, Fabales, Fabaceae.